CGGACGCGCGGCGGGAGCCGUUCCCCGACGGGCAGCGGGGCGCUGGGUCGCCGCGUUUGGGCUGAGCGCGGCGACGCUGCUGCCCCGAAAUCCUCCCCGAUCUUGAGGCGUAUGGAACCUCAAGGUCUUUGUGAUAAUGGAAACCAAAAAAUUGAUUGGUAAACCGCUUCAACCAGCAAGACCUGUUCGCCAUCUGACUUCUCCCCCUGGAGCAGUAUUUCCUUUCAACUUUCAAAAUGAAUAUUCAUGCAACACUCAGUGCUUACAAAGUGGAGUUAGCAGAUGUAAGACAAAUGGAAUGCAAGCCUUUUCUCAAGGUGAUAAUGAACAACAGCAACAUCAGUCUCCAGUUAAAAAAGAGAGAAUUAAAUACAGCAGAGAUUUCCUGUUGAAGCUCUCAAGUGUUUCCAUCUGCAGAAAAAAACCAGACUUUCUGCCUGAUCAUCCCAUUGUACUUCAAAAACCAGAAAACCACCAAAGUUUUAAGUAGCAUUUUAAGAACAGAUGAAUUUGAAGAUAAAGAAUUAUUCGUUUUCUAUUUUGGACACCUGCAAAUGAAGUGGAUCUAGUAACGAUAACUGUAAUGGACUGUGACAAUUCAGUUUAUUUUUAAUUUUGAUGGUUGGGUAUUUGGUUUCUCCUAAAAUGAGAAAGAUAUUUUAAACUAUAAAGAAUUUUCUAAUCAGUUGCAGCUUUGCAGGUAGUUUCCUGCAUAAAUUGGAAAGUAACACUGGAAAGUAAGAAUUUGGUUAGUAAAAUGGGAAAGCUGUAUUUAUAAUUUGCAUGCUACUUGCAAUUUUUUGUUUUUCAUCUCUUGUAAUAAUGGAAAUGUAAGCUGUAAAGAUUCUCAAAUAUAUACGCUAUGAUGUAUAUAUGGUA
Messenger RNA from Callorhinus ursinus (northern fur seal), 879 nucleotides. It is a transcript of the gene CUNH8orf88, whose product is annotated as chromosome unknown C8orf88 homolog. Gene Ontology annotation, molecular function: eukaryotic initiation factor 4E binding. Gene Ontology annotation, cellular component: cytoplasm. NCBI's taxonomy places the organism in Eukaryota, Metazoa, Chordata, Mammalia, Carnivora, Otariidae. Gene Ontology annotation, biological process: negative regulation of translational initiation. The record is from RefSeq and is a predicted model, not a curated record.